CACAAUGAGCGCAAGAACACGACGACAAAAGGCUGCCCUCGCCGCUGAGGAGAGCGAAGAUUCACUUAGCAAUGGCUCCGUGUCGACACCUUCAAAGCGCGCCUCUUCGAAGAAGAGGGCCAGAUCCGCCGCACGGGAAGAGAGCAAGGAAAUCAAGGAGAACAUCUUCCUUUUCACCCCGAAUCUUAUCGGAUACUCCCGAGUCGUUUUGACCUUCGCCUCCCUAUACUACAUGCCCCUCCACCCGCGGACCUGUUCCUUCCUCUACACGGUGUCCUGUCUGCUGGACGGUCUGGACGGUUAUGCAGCACGAUACUUCAACCAAUCCACCACCUUCGGUGCAGUGUUGGACAUGGUGACCGACCGCUGCACCACUGCGUGUCUCCUGGUGUUCCUGAGCUCCGCCUGGCCCCGAUGGGCUAUCCUCUUCCAGGGUCUCAUCAGCCUGGACAUGGCCAGCCACUACAUGCACAUGUACGCUACUCUAAGCAUGGGCGGAUCCGGCCAGAGCCACAAGAAGGUUGAUCCUAGCCGUAGCUGGAUUAUGUACCAGUACUACACCAGCAAGCUCGUCCUGUUCAUCUGCUGUACUGCCAACGAAGCCUUCUUCAUCGGCCUGUACCUCCUGUCCUUCUCCUCGCCGACCCUAUCCCCUUCGCUCCUGCAGCCCGUCUCCGAUUCCCAGCUGUCUUCCGCCCAGCCCGGAAACCCUGCCCACCCCGAGCCAGCCAGCCUGUUCGCCAGUCCCUGGAGCGCCGGUGCCCUCGAGAUGGCGCGUGCGAACAAGCUCGAGAGCACCUGGCCAUGGAUCAUCACCGGGGUCUCGUUCCCCAUCAUGGCCUUCAAGCAGUUCGUCAACAUCGUCCAGAUGGUGAACGCCAGCAAAUGGCUCGCUGAGGGCGAUCUCGCUGCCCGCAGAGCCAACCGCAAGAAGUAA
This is a messenger RNA of Penicillium mononematosum, 937 nucleotides long. RefSeq names its product CDP-diacylglycerol--inositol 3-phosphatidyltransferase. Lineage: Eukaryota; Fungi; Ascomycota; Eurotiomycetes; Eurotiales; Aspergillaceae. Gene Ontology annotation, cellular component: membrane; Golgi apparatus. The transcript has 3 exons. Gene Ontology annotation, biological process: phosphatidylinositol biosynthetic process. Gene Ontology annotation, molecular function: CDP-diacylglycerol-inositol 3-phosphatidyltransferase activity. The record is from RefSeq and is a predicted model, not a curated record. Bases 5 to 937 code for a protein of 310 amino acids.